GUGAUGCGCUUUCACUUUUGAAAAGUGAAGACGUUGAAGACCGACUUUGAAAAAUAUUCUGUGGAUAUUACGGAGUUAACAGAAGACUGAGAUGGAGGAACAUGAAGAACAGGGUGUAGGCAAAUCAUUUGUAGACAGGAGAGAGGACGCAGCUCAGAUGAAUCUCCGGAAAGAACUGAACAUCGCAGAGAAUGUGGAACUGCACGAAGGUUUUCAACGACGCCUCGCUUCGAUGUCCCGACAUAAACUUGGAAACCGACAUCAAUCACCUAUGGCUGCUGUGGCAAGGAAGCAGUGUGGUGUGUAGGUCUUGGUGCACUUUGACGACUUAUUGGCCAUACAUCCUGUGAAUGACCUUUUUGCUAAAGCCUAAUGCCAUCGUCUAGCAGUAAGUACAAUUCCGCAUCACCGAUGACCAGGGUGAAGUUGUAGCAGACGAAUUUUAGACAUACAAUAGUAAAAUAUUGUUUACAGAAAUGCUUUUAUCAAUUAUGGAUGAAAGUCCACUGCUUGGAAUACAAAUAAAACCGUAAAUACAUUUUGUGAUGUUGAUUUCAUCUAUUGAUAGAUUUCUGUAGUAAGUGAGAGCGAUUUGCUAGAUGUGUAUUGCCUUAGUAAAAGUAGUACCUGUUACCUACUUUUAACAAAUGUUCAUACACACAGCCGUGACCUUUAUUGACCCCGUAAUGGAUUUAUGCAGGGAUAAAUACUUAUUGCUCGUAAUAGUGUUAUGUAGGAGAAAAUUAUUAACAGUUGCAAAUGUAAAUAUAUUGAAUUAACUAAAGUACGAUUAAAUGUGAAAACAGUAAAGCAUGCGUAAAUUGCACAAGGUAUGGUGACCUAUUUCCUUUGUGUCUCGAUUUAGAUCAUCUCGGCUUACGGAAAAGAACUAUAAAUCUUUAUUGUUUCAUAAGAAGUUUCUAUUUCCCUGCAUGCACUUUUAAGACCCGAGAACUCAUAUUACUCGUCACAAGUGCUACAGUAAUUGCUAAUCACAAUCUUCAUUUUUUUCUUCUAGGAGUAUAAUAUUGAACUAAACCAAAUACCGAACAUGUACAUUGUUGUCCAUUUAAAUCAUGCAUGGUGAAAUCAUUACGAUUGAAUCAUCAAGUUCUGAGUGACAACAUCCUUAAAGUGCUUGCUUCCGCUCUAUCAGAAUAUACAUAAAAUACUGCACUUGUUUUCCUCGAUGUGUACAGAGAGAACGAUGGAUAAAGAAUAAACUGACAUGCUUGCUUGCGAUUAUAAUCAAAGCUUCUUUUCAGAUUAUUUUUAAAACGCAUGACGGAAGGCAAUAUAUGUGUGUUAGCUCGACAUUUUCUUGAAGGACCUUUUUACAAAUAUCAGCAUUAUCGCCAGUGUUUAUUGAUUUUUCUAUCGACUUGGUAACAUAUCGCACUUUAUGAUGGAUAUUUCAUAGUAGUAAUUCCUUGAUUAUCAAGAAAGAUUUUGCAGAAUUCAGGAUUUCAACCAUGGCUACAGGAAGGACGAAAUCUAAUAAGUUAUUUGCUGAGGUGACAGCUGAUUUGACCCCGGAACAAAUUGAAGAGUUCAAGAAGGCAUUCUCAUCCAUUGAUCUGAACAAAGACGGUAAAAUAUCGAACAAAGAACUGGUUCAGGCCGCGAAACUACUGGGUAUCAAUAUUACAGCAGAAGAAGCGAAAGAUUUGAUCAGAAGUGUAGAUCUUGACAAGGAUGGCAAUAUAUCCCUUGAGGAAUAUGUUCUACUAAUGAAAGACACUUAUCUACGAAUUGAACUGACCUGUGAACGAUAUAAGGCAUCGUUUAUGUUGAUAGACCAAAACAAUGAUGGUGUGAUUUCAUUUGAGGAGCUUGUACGUGCUUUAGCCUUUAAAAAGGAACAGUACGACCUGAACCAGGUUCGCGAGAUUUUCAGUGCAGCAGACUCGGAUAAGGACGGAUCUAUUAAUUUCAAAGGUGAAUAUAUCUAUUAUGUCUGCUUUUUAUUUCUAAUGGAUGACGAGUCAAAAUUCAAGUAAAUUUUCUUCAGGUCUUUCAAUGUCAUAACAUACAUGUAAUUACACUUUUAUAUCGAUUAACAUAUAUUCGGUGAGUAUGUUUUGCAUUAAAUUACGUCAGAUAUCUUGAGGUAUAUGUACAUACAUGUAAAACGCUGUUCACUUGAAUAGCAUAUUGAAAACAAACUUUCUAUAUUCUGCAAACCAUUGCAAGAUAUAAGUAUGUGUUAAUAAAUAGACUGUGUAAUGUUUAGUGCAGCAAAGGUUUAAAAUGUUAAAUGGUUGUUACAUUUGUAGCGGACAGUAUAAGAGGGAACUUAUACUGCCUCGCUAGUGAACUAGCUUUUCUAGUGAUGUGGUAGAAUGUCUUUCUUGAUCACCCAAGUUAAGCAACGGCGAGAGUGAUCAGCACUUUCUGGGUGGCCGCUACACAUUACAAUUUGGUGGCAGCGGUGUGACUCUAGUGUUUGGUGGGAGGCCUGCUUCAGGUAUAGUACGGACGUGAUUUCGUCCGGGGACGACAGCGGUUUUCGUCGGGAACGGUAGAUGCCGUUGCUGAAGAGGUGACAAACAUUCAGUGAGAACUCGCGCAAAGCUUCAGGACGAAGCUUCCUUGCGUGAGAGGGAAGUGUAGCGGACGGUAUAAGAGGGAACUUCUACUGCCUUGCUAAUGAGCUAGCUUUUUUAGUGAUAUGGUAGAUCGUCUCUCUUGCUCACGAAAGUUAAGCAACGGCGAACGUGAUCAGUACUUAUCUGGGUGACCGCUACCCAUUACACAUUGUUUAAGAUUUUUCUUUGAGCUGCAAAACUAAAGUAUAUAAACUAUUGUUUUAUUUUCAUUUUCUUCAGAAUUUGCCACCUCAUCUUUACCAUCUGUUGUUUUUGGAGAAUAGAGAUGAACUUUAAAGCACCGAUGAACGUGAUGGGAGAUCCACAGAAAUCCAGAGAACAAUCGACCAGAUUAUUCCACCAGGCUGAACUACAGACUAUACAUGUAGAUUGUAAUCAGAUUUGAAUGUGUUCGAAGUAAUUCUAUAGAAUUAUCCACACAUAUGCGUCUUUCUUGAUCAAUGCAGUUUACAUCGUUUUUAUAUGUUGUUUGACAUUAAAUAUUCUAAAUAUUUGAACAACUUCAGAUUGCCUGUACCAACAUUAUAUACGUAAAUAAACUCAAUUGUACUUCA
Molecule: messenger RNA, 3163 nt
Organism: Ostrea edulis (European flat oyster)
Lineage: Eukaryota; Metazoa; Mollusca; Bivalvia; Ostreida; Ostreidae
Product: calmodulin-like protein 5
Exons: 5
Coding region: 1473-2000 (175 amino acids)
Molecular function (GO): calcium ion binding
Source: RefSeq, a predicted model, not a curated record